AUAGGAUUACAACCGUCCAGUCUGGAACAGCAGAAGUGGAACAAGACAAGUACAGAUCAACAGCACAAUCCCUACAGAACAGUAAACACACACACGGGGACACAUUACUCAAUACCAAGGACAACAACCUGCUAGCUUCUACUGACUGAGCUUCCUGUGAUCGGACAAGAUGAGGUUUCUGAUUGGUUGGGUUGUGUUGGUCAUGUCAUUUGGGGUCUUGCAAUGCGCAGCAGAAGACCCUGAAGCAGGCAUCUCAGAGGACACCCUGAAGCAACUGUCUGAUGUUGGGGAGAAGCUGGUGGAUGAGGAGGUGAGGAGAGCCCUGUAUGGAGUGAAACAGAUGAAGGAAGUACUGGUGAAGAAUGAGGAAAAACAUAAAGACCUGAUGAAGUCUCUCCAACACAGCAGUGACAAGAAGAAGGGUGUGGCCCAGCUAUACCAGGAGGUGGAGCUAAAGCUGGAGGAGGCGGAGCAUCAGUGCCAGGAGUCUCUAAAGAAGGAAUGGGAGGCAUGUUGGCUUUGUCUGGAGGACGCCUGUAAGACCUUCUACACCUCCACAUGCAGGCAGGGCUUCAGCUCCUUCCAGGCCAAGGUAGAGAACUUAUUCCGCGGGGUGUCAUCUCGGUUCGGCCAGAGAGACCCACGUCCUCUAGAUGGAGAUAUGUUGGUGAACCAGAGUGCUGAUAAACCCGACAGGGAGGUAGUUCGCAUAGAAGACUCCUUCAACAGCCUCAUCGCCAAGGUGGGCUCCCUGUUUGAGCGCAGUGUGGUGCUGGUGGACAAGAUGCAAGGUAAACUGGACCAAAACCUCCAGAAGGCCUUUGACCCCCAGAGCAGCGGCCAAGCCCGGGGCCAACAGCCUACCCAGGACCCCUUCUUCCUGGGGUUGGACUUGGGCUUCAUCCACAAAGUGGGGCUGGAGGAGGUGCUGGACUCCUUCUUUAACUUUGGGAAGAGUGUUGUGGAGGACUUUGGGGACGUGGUCACACGAGUGUUUGAUGACCUCAAAGAUGUUGUGGAGGAGCAGAGGAAGAGAGAGACGGAGCUGUUCCCUCAUUUCCUCCAGAACAGGAAGUUGUGUAGAGAGUUGAGGAGGCAGACUUCAGAAUGCUGGCAGCUGCAGAACCAGUGUCAGUCCUGCCAAGGGGUGCUGCUCACAGAGUGUCCCAGUGUGCGGGAGCUGCAUGUGGAACUGGAUGAGGUGUCUCAGCUGCGGGACAUGUCGAAGGAGCAGUACGACGAGGUUCUGAGCAUUGUGCAGCAGCACACAGGUGACAUGGCGAGCUGGAUAAGCAACAUGGCUACUGAGUUCAGCUGGGUGACAGAAAUGGUCAACAACAACACCACACCUGAUACCAUAUUCCGCAUCAGAAAGGUGGUGUCAGAGGGAGUUGAUGGAGGCAGCUCGUCAGGGGGAGACACCAAGGUGGAGCUGAACAUCCUAAACUCUCCUCCUCUCCUCCUGACCAUCCCAGCUGGUGUGGAGCUGCAGGACCCCGCCUUUAUCAAUUUCGUCGCUCAGGAGGCCCUGGGGAUGUACAAGCAGAUGUUCAGACACAAUGACGACUAAGCAUGAAGAAAGUUCACUCACUGUCAUGUCACAGUUAGUGGACAGUACGCUGUGUGUUUUUGUUUACUAGAUUUAAUGUAUAUAGUUUUGUAAACAAAUUAAUAUUUAUUUAUUUAGGGAACAUUUUAAGAUUAAUGAGACAACUUAUUGUAAUGUUGUAAUUAAUUACAUGUAAAAUUGAACCAAAGUAACUUGUACCAGUUGUCAUGUUGCAUGUUGUACAAUAAAAGGAGGAGCUAGAUUCAAGU
Oncorhynchus keta (chum salmon) is the source of this 1818-nucleotide messenger RNA. Its product is annotated as clusterin-like protein 1. The transcript is spliced from 11 exons. The record is from RefSeq and is a predicted model, not a curated record. NCBI's taxonomy places the organism in Eukaryota, Metazoa, Chordata, Actinopteri, Salmoniformes, Salmonidae. Bases 170 to 1570 code for a protein of 466 amino acids.